GCUUCCGGGCCAGCUCAGGGCAAGGCGGUUGGGGCAUCUUGAAGCAAAAGUCCUUACUUACCUGGUAGUGACUUACCUUGGUAGUGAGAGAAACGGCAUCCAUCUCAAACGCCUUCUAUUUUCACUUCGCAAAAGCACGUCUGCUGCCACGAAAAAGUGAACCUGAAGUCGGGUCGGCGGCUUUGCAAAACGUGGAACAUCCCUGGAACAGGGGCUCGCCGUCUACAUGUUUACACUCUCAUCGUUUUCCAUUCCCUAGUACACCUAUUUAGACAACCAGUGCUGAAGAGUCAUGACUAUGUGACUAACUACUCUGCGGGCACAUUUACACUUCCCAAAUAUCUUGCACGUAUGUUCAUACCUUGCACGUAUGUUCAUACCUUGCACGUAUGUUCAUACCUUGCACGUAUGUUCAUACCUUGCACGUAUGUUCAUACCUUCCACGUAUGUUCAUUCCUUGAUGGUUACACGUCGGCGACGUUCAGGAACCCUUCGACUCAGAGGCGAUACAGCUGCCGAGUCACAGCAAAAGAGACCCUAGGAGCCAGUUUUGACUGCAUCCUUGUCCACGCCCAGUUCCCUCACUCUUAGUGUACAGUUCAACCCUCAGACGAUUGCUGGCGCGGUACAGCGCUUUAUGUCGUAGCCUACCGCGACACCAGCAGACGAAACAGACACCCGUUGCCUGACAGUCUGGGCAACAACAGCUAAUUAUAUGGCCGUAGCCCUCACCGCACUUGAGGCGGACAAUACGGUAGGAAUGUCGGAAAAUCCCAUAGGCUUGGAAACGCCUUGGCUAGUAUAUUUGCAAGAGAAUAUUCUGCAGGCUUGGAC
Molecule: messenger RNA, 834 nt
Organism: Lasiosphaeria miniovina
Lineage: Eukaryota; Fungi; Ascomycota; Sordariomycetes; Sordariales; Lasiosphaeriaceae
Exons: 1
Coding region: 352-591 (79 amino acids)
Source: RefSeq, a predicted model, not a curated record